Messenger RNA from Pediculus humanus corporis (human body louse), 714 nucleotides. RefSeq names its product Aquaporin-4, putative. Bases 1 to 714 code for a protein of 237 amino acids. The transcript is spliced from 5 exons. The record is from RefSeq and is a predicted model, not a curated record. Gene Ontology annotation, molecular function: water channel activity. Gene Ontology annotation, biological process: transmembrane transport. Gene Ontology annotation, cellular component: plasma membrane. NCBI's taxonomy places the organism in Eukaryota, Metazoa, Arthropoda, Insecta, Psocodea, Pediculidae.
AUGAUAGGAACAGCAACUUUGGUAUUUUUAGGUUGUUUAGGAGUUUGUAAAGGUUUGGGACAACCAGGUGACCAUAUGGGUGUUGUUUUGUCUUUCGGUUUAGCUGUUUUCAUUGCAGUACAGAUAACUUGUAACAACAGUGGAAGUCAUGUAAAUCCUGCAGUGACAGUUAUGAGUUUAUUUUUUAAAAAAUUAAAUUUUCCAAUGGCUGCUGUUUAUAUACUGGGACAACUCAUCGGAGCAGUGAUUGGUUAUGGACUUUUAAAGGCCGUUAACCCUUCUAAUCUUUUACACGCAAAUGGUUUUGAAGAAUAUGGUGUGUGUACAACAGUGCCGCAUCCGGAAAUAUCAGCAGCUCGAGCUCUUUUGGCUGAAUUUUUAUUUACAUCAAUCUUACUGUUGGUUGUUUGUUCUGCAUGGGAUCCUAGAAAUAGUCAUUUCGAAUCAUUGAGUUUGAAAUUUGGUUUUACUGUUUUCUCAUUGGCUUAUGCAGGAGCAGCUUAUUCCGGAUGCAGCAUGAAUCCAGCAAGAUCAUUUGGGCCAGCCAUUUGGAAUCAAACAUGGAAGGAUCAUUGGGUUUACUGGGUCGGACCGAUAUUAGCUGGAUUAGUUUGGGGUUUUACGUACACGAGAUUUUUCUGUCCAAAACUUUCUCCACUUACAGAAGAUCACAAACAACUUAAAAAAGGUGAAAUGGAAAUGAACGUUUCAUAA